This is a messenger RNA of Schizosaccharomyces cryophilus OY26, 2501 nucleotides long. RefSeq names its product tRNA-splicing endonuclease subunit catalytic subunit Sen2. Gene Ontology annotation, cellular component: tRNA-intron endonuclease complex. Gene Ontology annotation, biological process: tRNA-type intron splice site recognition and cleavage; tRNA splicing, via endonucleolytic cleavage and ligation. The transcript is spliced from 2 exons. NCBI's taxonomy places the organism in Eukaryota, Fungi, Ascomycota, Schizosaccharomycetes, Schizosaccharomycetales, Schizosaccharomycetaceae. Bases 323 to 1480 code for a protein of 385 amino acids. The record is from RefSeq and is a predicted model, not a curated record. Gene Ontology annotation, molecular function: nucleic acid binding; tRNA-intron lyase activity.
GAAAAAUCGGUAUUUUAGAGAUCAGCAAAUGAAUUCAUGAUCAAAAUUCAAGAUAUAGACUUAAUUAAAAAGAAAAUUGACCGCUUCAUUCAGACCUUCGAUAUUGGCUGAAAUUAGAAGCAAGCAUAGUGGAGCAUUUUACCAACGCAAUUGAUGGAGACCCGAAUCCUGUUUUUAGGUAUUCUGUGUCAAACUAAUGCUUAAUUAACUGAAAAGUCUUUAAUUAAAGGAUUAUAGAAAAGAAUUCAUAUAAUUCUAUGGUAGGGUAAGGUACUCUGGGUCAAAUUACAAAAUACCAUCAGUAAUCUAAAAUUUUAUCGAGAUGUCAAAGGUGCAUGAAAUAUAUAAAGCUCCUCUUCCAUUUUCAUUAGCUCCACCGCUGCCUCCUAUAAUUCCCACAAAUCCUAUCACUUGGAUUCCCUAUAUUUAUUAUUACUUAUUUUCGAGGACACCUAAACAAAUCCCUGUACAAUGUUCAGUGGACGUCGGUACUUUAAGCUGUCUGGUAACAGACAAAGAAAGUAUAAAGAGACUCUGGACAAGCGGAUUCUUUGGAAAAGGGAAUCUUUCCAGAAGUGAGCCAACGUGGCACGUUCGAACAAAGCGAUCGCUAGGUCUUUUGGGUUUCGAUGAAGACUUGGUGGCCGAAGAGAUAACUGCAAGAAGAAGGUUGCAAAGAAAACGAUUUAAAGCGCAACGAGCAUAUAGGGAACAAUGUGCGCGGCAACGUCAAUUGUGUAUUGAACGUGGAGAAGAAGUCCCAGAUUAUCUCAAAGAAGAUGCCGAGCUCCCAAAAGAAUUAACCGAACCUCUUUCUUCAUCUUUGUCUGCUCAAAAUCCCUCUGAAGUUACUUUUGUGCCCGAACUUGAGCAUUUACAAUUGACAUUUCCUGAGGCAUUUUUUCUAUCUUCUCUAGGAACUCUAGUUGUUAAUGGGACAGAUAAUUUUUCAUCUACUCCUUUGCUUCACGUCUUUGCCGAGCUUACUGCCAAAUCCCCAGGAUUCAUCACGGAAAUUUGGAACGAAUUCCCUGGUACUUCUUUCAGUCAACUUGAUCCUAGCAAUUACAUUCGUCCAGACAACACAUUCCUUGUAGAGCUUGCUGCAUAUUAUUACUUUCGCCAACAGGGAUGGGUGGUAAAAGGAGGAACAAAAUUCUCAGUGGAUUAUCUUCUCUAUAAGAGAGGCCCUGUGUUCAGUCAUGCAGAAUUGGCAAUUUUAUUACUUCCUUGCAUAGGAGAUUAUCAAAAACAGAAUCUGAAAUGGCAUGAACUGCAUUGCCUUAACCGCACAAUUGGCCAAGUGAAAAAGACUCUUGUAUUAUGCUAUGUUCAGUGUCCAGCACCGGAAAAGUUUAAAGACCUCUGGCAACGGCAAAAGAAUAUGGAUCCAUGGGAAUGGUCAAAAUUAAUCCUCAGUAAUUAUUCUAUUCAAUGCGUGACGUUGCGCCGCUGGGUUCCUGACAGAAACAGGGAUUAAUGAUAACAAAAGAGAAAAAAAGUUAAGAUUUGUGAAUAGAUAUCAAAAAGAUUCGUUCUUUGUGCGUUAAGGAAGUAUUUGAUCGUAAAUAUUAAGCAUAGAUGUAUACCAUGCUUGAACCUUUCUCUUUGCAUCGUCUCCAGGAGAACGCAUUUCCAUAGAUUCACGUAGAUGGUUAGAACGUUGGUGCAGAUGACUAUAUUCUUUUUCAAGUAAAGAACAGUUCUUCCUCAGCUGGUCUAAGCGAACUUCAUCUCUUUCCAACUGUGAGUUGGUAAACUUUAUCGAAUCAUCAGUAACCAAAAGCUCUUGUUCUAAGACAGGAAUCUUUUCCUCUAAGUCUGGAAGAAUGGGCGUCUUAAUUAGGUUAUCUUGGUCCAAGUCCUGUAGCUCUUUUUCCAAUGUUCUCAAUUCGGCUAAUAGUGUUUUUGCUUCUUUGGAUUCUUUUAAUGUUGCAUCGUACUUUUGAGCAAUUUCAUUACACUCAGAAACAAUUUCUUUCUUUAAUGAUUCAACCUCGUCUUUUCGUUGUUUCAAACGAAAUUUCAGCUCUGAUAUCGUAGACUCCAGCUUUUCAUUAUCUUCUGGCUCGACUAGCAGAGGAGGGUCAUCAAGGAUUGCACGUAAAUAUCUUUCUUUUGUUCCUUGUUCGAUAUAUGAAAACUUGAGUUGAGAGAAGAAUUCCUUGUACUUUUUGAGCUCUUGUUCAGUCGAUAAACCUGAUUGCUCAUUUACACUGGACGAAGCUGAUUCAGCCAACGCUUGGGGCCCUUUUGCCAAAAACGAGUCAAUUAAUUUUUCUUGAUUAGAGAAGGACUCUUGCUCCGAGUCCAUACGAGAAUGUUCCGACAUGUUUGAAAUUUUAUCGUGGCAUUGAGAAACCGGAUUGGAAAGAGUGAUUCUUACUUAUUUAUUCUACAAGGAAAAGACUUGAGGUCAUAAGUGUAUACAAACUAUUGAAAUGAUGAAUCCACCUUUCAGAUAGGCAAGAGGUGUAAACAAUAAAUACUAUGAGAGCGAC